This is a messenger RNA of Chlorella variabilis, 2572 nucleotides long. RefSeq lists its product as hypothetical. The record is from RefSeq and is a predicted model, not a curated record. Gene Ontology annotation, cellular component: nucleus; MCM complex. Bases 49 to 2151 code for a protein of 700 amino acids. Gene Ontology annotation, molecular function: 3'-5' DNA helicase activity; single-stranded DNA helicase activity; single-stranded DNA binding. Lineage: Eukaryota; Viridiplantae; Chlorophyta; Trebouxiophyceae; Chlorellales; Chlorellaceae. The transcript has 20 exons. Gene Ontology annotation, biological process: double-strand break repair via break-induced replication; DNA replication initiation.
GCAGCCCGUCAAACGAGGUGGAGGCGCUGUUGGGCUCGGGCUGCAAAUAUGUCUGGCUUCGAUGAGGGAGGCGUGUACUACAGCGACCAGCAGUUUGUGUCGGCGGGCGCGGCAGCGGACGAGGCGGCGCUGCCCAGCCGCGCCCAAGCGCUGAGCAAGUUUGGAGAGUUCAUCCGCACCUUCCAGAUCGACCCCAAGAGCGGCGCCUUCCCCUAUGCCGACCAGCUGGCGCGGAGGAAGGACAGCUUGCGGGUAGACAUCGGCCACCUCAGCCACCCGGUGUAUGGCGCACCCGAGCUGGCCACCGCCCUUGUGGACAACCCGGCUGAGUACCUUCCCAUCUUUGAGCAGGCUGCCAGGCAGGAGAGCCAGCGCAUCCAAAACUUGAUGGAGGAUGGCAGCGACCCAGAGGUCAAGGAGGUGCAGGUGAUGCUGUUCAAGAGCGAGACGAGCAGGAGCAGGGUGCCGCACGUGUCGAUGCGCGACAUCAAGCCCGAAGCGUAUGUCAGCAAGCUGGUGAUCGUGCCGGGCAUCAUCACCGCCGCCUCCCGACCCAAGCACAAGGCCACCUACCUCACAAUCCAGUGCAAGGAGUGCAAGGCCACAAAGCGCAUCGCGUGCCGGCCGGGCGUGGGCGGGGCCAUGAUCCCCCGCAUGUGCGACGCCGCCGCGCUGCCGGGGCAGUCCAACCAGUGCGGUACCGACCCGUACAUCGUGCUGGCGGACAAGUCUGAGUGCGUGGACCAGCAGACGCUGAAGAUGCAGGAGCGGCCAGAGGAUGUGCCCACCGGCGACCUGCCGCGCAGCAUGAUGUGCCUGGUGGACCGCCGGCUGGUGGGCUCGGUCAGCCCCGGCACACGCGUCACUGCCGUGGGCAUCCUUUCCAUCUUCCAGGGGAAGGACGGCGGCGGCAACCAGCGGGACAAGGCGGGGGCGGUGGCCAUCCGCCAGCCCUACCUCCGUGUGAUCGGCUUCCAGGAGGACGUGCUGAAUGGCGACACCGCGCGCCGCCCCACCUUCUCGCUGGAGGAGGAGGUCGAGUUCAAAGAGUUUGCUGCCCAGCCGGGAGCCAUGGAGCGCAUCUUUGCACGCAUUGCGCCGCAGAUCUUUGGCAGCCCCGACAUCAAGAAGGCGAUUGCUUCGCUGCUGUUUGGCGGCGCGCGCAAGCGCAUGCCCGACGGCACCUACCGCCGCGGCGACAUCAACGUGCUGCUGCUGGGCGACCCCUCCACCGCCAAGUCCCAGUUCCUGAAAUUCACCUCCAAGACCGCCCCCAUCGCAGUCUACACCUCCGGCAAGGGCUCCUCCGCCGCAGGCCUCACCGCCUCUGUCAUCCGGACCAUCUCCAUCGCCAAGGCGGGGAUCACCACCAUGCUGCGGAGCCGCACCAGCGUCCUUGCGGCGGCCAACCCGCCCUCGGGCCGAUACGAUGACCUCAAGUCGGCACAGGAGAACAUCGACCUACAGUCCACCAUCCUCUCCCGCUUCGACCUGAUCUUCAUCGUCAAGGACGAGCGGUCGGUGGAGCGCGACAUGCAGAUUGCCAGGCACGUGCUGGAUGUGCACCGGCUGGCGGGCGCGCAGCCAGAGGCUGACGAGGAGGAGAAGCGGGAGGAGGCCUUCCUGAAGCGGUACAUCGAGUACUGCCGCCAGAGCUGCAGCCCGCGCAUCACCGACAGCGCCGCCAAGCUGCUAGCCAACGAGUAUGUGGAGCUGCGGGCAGAGAGCAAGCGCGCCGCCAGCGCCGACGGCUCCGACAUCCCCGCCAUCCCGGUGACGGUGCGCCAGCUGGAGGCGGUGAUCCGCAUCGCAGAGUCGCUGGCCAAGAUGAACCUGCAGACUGUGGCCACCGAGGCGCAUGUGCGGCAGGCGCUGGAGCUGUUCAAGAUCUCCACCAUGGAUGCGGUGAAGAGCGGGCUCAUGGAUGUGGCGGUGUUCACAGACGAGCAGCGGCAGGAGAUCCACCGCGUGGAGGAGCAGAUCAAGCGGCGGGUGGCCAUCGGCAGCUUUGUGAGCGAGCGCAAGCUGGUGGAUGAGCUGGUCAGGGUGGGUUUCAACGAGAACCUAGUACGCAAGGGACUCAUGUUCCUGCAGACCACCGGGGACUUUGAGUACCGGCGGGAGCGGCGCCUGGUGCACCGCAUGAAGUAGGUGCCUGGCUUUUGGGUGGCCGGCCACCGGAGCUUACGCCCCACACUCGGCCCGACCGCCCCCUGGCAGCCGCCCCCUGGCUGCCACUGACGACGACAUUUCUGCUGUAUUACCACCCCGGCUCCCUCCACCUCAUUGCUCUUUCCCUUGCUGUUCUUUGCUUCCUGGCUCCUAGCAUUCCCCCAAAGCACAGUCUGCCACUCUGCCCGUAGAUGCGCAUUGGUCACCAAGCCGUGUGUCGGCAGCCUCGCCUGCCUGCCUUCUAUGUGACACACUCGGCGGUUGGCAUCAUGUGGCCUCAUUGUCAGGCACAGAUCCGCUGGGGUUCUUCUGCUGGCUUCUGCUUGGGCGGCCCGGCUCCUCCUGGGGGUCUGCCGCCGCUGCCCGCCGCCGCAUGUGGCAUGUGUAAGGGGCUUCGUCC